Messenger RNA from Phodopus roborovskii (desert hamster), 1665 nucleotides. RefSeq names its product arsenite methyltransferase (gene As3mt). Lineage: Eukaryota; Metazoa; Chordata; Mammalia; Rodentia; Cricetidae. Gene Ontology annotation, molecular function: arsenite methyltransferase activity. The coding region runs from base 362 to 1231 and encodes 289 amino acids. The transcript is spliced from 10 exons. Gene Ontology annotation, cellular component: cytosol. The record is from RefSeq and is a predicted model, not a curated record. Gene Ontology annotation, biological process: toxin metabolic process; arsonoacetate metabolic process.
UCCUUUCCUCUCUGCCCUGCGUGCUGCCCUCCCUCCAUCUUGCCCGCAGCCCGGGCCCUCUCAGUGUGGUAACCCCAUUUAGCCUCUGUUCUCUCUCUUGUCAGUGGCCGCUCCCCGAGACGCUGAGAUCCGCAAGGACGUUCAGAACUACUACGGGGAUGUACUGAAGACAUCUGCAGACCUCCAGACUAAUGCCUGUGUCACCCAGGCCACGCUGGUCCCCAAGUACAUCCAGGAAACUCUGAAGAAUGUCCAUGAAGACGUUACUUCCAGGUAUUAUGGCUGUGGUCUGGUUGUCCCUGAGCGCCUGGAAAGCUGCCAGGUUUUGGAUCUGGGUUGUGGAAGUGGCAGAGAUUGCUAUAUGCUUAGCCAGCUAGUUGGCGAGAAGGGACAUGUCACUGGGAUAGACAUGACUAAGGUCCAGGUGGAAGUGGCUAAAACCUAUCUUGAGUACCACAUGGAAAAAUUUGGUUUCCAGGCACCCAAUGUGACUUUUAUUCAAGGCUGCAUUGAGAAGCUGGCAGAGGCCGGGGUCCAGAAGGAGAGCUACGAUAUCGUUAUAUCCAACUGUGUUGUCAGCCUUGUCCCUGAUAAACCGCGAGUGCUUCAGGAGGUGUACCAGGCGCUGAAGUAUGGUGGGGAGCUAUACUUCAGUGACGUCUAUGCUAGCCUUGAAGUGCCAGAAGACAUCAAGUCACACAAGGUUUUAUGGGGCGAAUGCCUAGGUGGUGCUUUGUACUGGAAGGAUCUUGCCAUUAUUGCCCAAAAAAUUGGGUUCUGCUCUCCACGUUUGGUCACUGCCAAUAUCAUUACAGUUCAGAACAAGGAACUAGAAAGUAUAAUUGGUGACUGUCGCUUUGUGUCUGCCACGUUCCGACUCUUCAAACUCCCUAAGACAGAACCAGCUAAGAGGUGCCAAGUUGUUUACAAAGGUGGAAUCACAGGGCAUGAAAAAGAUCUGAUCUUCGAUGCAAAUUUCACAUUCAAGGGAGGCGAAGCUGUUGAGGUGGAUGAAGAGACCGCAGCUGUCUUGAAGAACUCCCGUUUUGCUCAAGAUUUUCUCUUCACACCUGUGGGAACCACGCUGUCGGCUACCCGGGGCUGUUCUGAAUUAGAAACAAAGGAUAUAAUCAGAGAUCCAUUCAAGCUUGCAGAGGAAUCUGACAAAGUGAAGCCCAGACAUGCACCUGGUGGCGCUGGAGGUUGCUGUGGCAAAAAGAAAAGCUGUUAGAUCGACGGCCAGCGUGGAGCUCACUGUGUGUGCAGAGAUUACAGGAAGAGGGCAAAGGCACCACAAUCUAGAUUACUGCAAAGAGUAAGAAUGAGUUUUAGGUGUUAAUCUAAAGUUCACAGCAAAGUGCCAGUUUUUCUAUUUCUCUUUCAGUGCUUUGGUGCCACCUGGUGGUCAGAAGUAGAACUUGGAAGCAAAGGAUCAAAGGGGAGGGUGGUGGGAUAACAUGGUCCUUCUGGCCUACCACAGGACACCCCUGGACUGCUCUGUGUUUACCCAGGAAGCAGAGUCCCUACUAAAUUUACACUGACUAUGUCAAAAGAUUGUCAGUCAGAUUUGGCAGGAGUAGUCUUCAGGUCCCUGUCUUCAAAUCUUUUCUUUCUGUAAUUGAAUAAAUAAGACAAAUGAAUAAUAAAUUUCACCCUUAUAAUUGA